UGCUCAAUCGCCUCCGCUGUCAACCACACAAUCCGAACAAUUUGCUGUCCUAAUAAGACAGUUGACAUCAUGUCACCGUGUGUCUACCACCACGGGGAUAGGCCCUGACAAACCCUACGUGUUCGUCUAUGGGCACAUUCGAUCGCCGUCAAGGUUUUGCCGACGUCCCGUCAGUGGUGUAAUGCGCCCCCUACCUCGUAGCCCCUUUAUCACGAGGCGUCCUUGCAGGGUUAGGAUUAAAUACUGGUCUUAAUCUAAGUCCGCAAUCCAUGAUAUGUUUACGAAGGACAAGAAAGAAGAUGAUCCAGAAGAGCUAGAACAAGAAUCAGGCCCUCCGAAUGGCGGGUUUCGGGCCUGGAGGACUGUUUUUGGGUGUUUCCUCAUGCAAUUUUGUGGCUUUGGAUACAUAUCGUCUUUCGGAGUUUACCAAGAUUAUUACACACGAGUUUAUAUGACCAACUAUUCACCAUCUGCAAUAUCAUGGAUUGGUGCAUUGACCUCGUUCCUCGCAGUCAUUGUCGCGUCGAUCUCAGGUCCGCUGUACGACCGAGGGUGGUUUUAUCGAUUGAUGAUCGUGGGAUCGCUGCUCCAGUCACUGUCCUUGUUCACCUUGUCCUUCACGAAGCCUGGUCAGUUUUACUUCGCUUUUAUGGUUCAAGGCGUCAUUUAUGGGUUUGGGAUAGGCUUAACGUAUGCUCCCAGUGUCGCGGUCGUCUCUCAACACUUCUCCUCCAGAAAACGCACAUUGGUGAUGUCUCUCGUCACGUCUGGUUCACCACUGGGUGGAAUUAUUCAUCCGAUCAUGCUCAAUCACCUUUUGAAUGGUACUGUUGGCUUUGCAAAAGGCGUUCGUGCCAGUGCAGGUUUUGUCAGUGCUCUGUUAUUGAUCGCCUGUUUAUCCAUGCGUACAAGAGAACUGCCGGUAUCGACUGUUAGUCAUACUGUAGUAGCGCGAAAAUGCUCUCGCGAUGUUCUCUUCAUCCUCAUGGCGGCUGGGGGAACACUGUUCCAGAUCGGGUUUUACUUCCCUCUGUUUUACUUGCAACUGGAUUCUACCAAACAUGGAAUUGACGUCAAUUUCUCAUUCUACUCCCUUUCGAUCUUAAGUGCUGCUUCAUUUAUCGGACGUUGCACGGCAGGAAUCAUUGCGGCGUAUGCGGGAGUGUUAAACUUCACGAUCACAUCCACUGUCGCAUGCAGUGUCAUCAUAAUAUCCAUGAUAGCUCUGAGUGACAUGGCUAGUGUGGUCGUCUUAGGACUUGCAUUUGGCUACUUCUCUGGAGUCUACAUCGCGCUGUUAGUCCCAUUGAUGACUGUACUGACGCCUGAUUUGUCUGAGCUAGGAGCGCGAAUAGGCAUAUGUUUUACCUUCACUUCCUUUGGUGCAUUACUUGGUGGCCCAAUAUCGGGCGAUUUUCUCGGUUCUCAAUAUAAGUGGUGGAUAGCGUCGCUCUUCAGUGGGUUGAUCUCCUUCAUGGGAAGUUUGAUCUUCGUGGUAAUGCGUCUGAUUAUAUACCGCCGAGGAAUAAACGGGAGCCCAUAGCUAGCGGGGAUACGUGAAAUAGUUGUUUCGUUUGGAUUUCUGUCGAGGCCGGCGUUCGCUUGUGCUGUUAUUGGAGAUGUGUGUAUGAAAUGUUAGUGUAUUGAACGCGUGUGCAGAAGCACGAAUAUUAUUGGACUGAUCUAUCACCAACCCCCGGCUGUAGGUUGAACGGACAACAGCGGACAACGUCAAGUCUCUGAUUCGCAAAUGCUUCCAUGGUGAUGAACUCAUUGAUAACCGACGUGCUCCGCUUUCAUGCCAACAUAAAGAAACAGGACUAGAUUGAGUUCAUCUCCAUAGUGUAAACGAUCAUCAAGCAUCGCUUACUUCUUAUCUCCAACAGUCCUUUAUCCUCAGACGAAAAACCUUAUGACAGGG
Molecule: messenger RNA, 1921 nt
Organism: Suillus fuscotomentosus
Lineage: Eukaryota; Fungi; Basidiomycota; Agaricomycetes; Boletales; Suillaceae
Product: MFS general substrate transporter
Exons: 15
Coding region: 275-1543 (422 amino acids)
Biological process (GO): transmembrane transport
Cellular component (GO): fungal-type vacuole membrane
Molecular function (GO): transmembrane transporter activity
Source: RefSeq, a predicted model, not a curated record